Messenger RNA from Knipowitschia caucasica, 336 nucleotides. NCBI's taxonomy places the organism in Eukaryota, Metazoa, Chordata, Actinopteri, Gobiiformes, Gobiidae. The record is from the annotation of a GenBank genome assembly.
AUGACAGACCUCCUCAUUCCUGGUCUUAUAUCGCCAUCUGCUGCUGAGACCAGGAAGUGCAUCUGUCAUAAAACACCUGGGUGUGCGUGUGUGUUGUGUGCUCAGAUGCGCCCCCUGGAGGCCAAGCGGCUGCUGAAGGCGGUGAUAGCUCUGGAGUUAGCCGGAGUGUUCGGAGCCUACGGCCUGUUCACCUGGAUGAACAACAGCAGAGACUUUAGGAGCAAAGUGAACACACGCUUCCCCAGAGUCUUAGAAGCCUAUUAUCUGUCCAAUGAGUACGCUGGAGUCUACGGCAUCAGAGAGAGGGACCAGGAGGCCUGGAGCCAGCAGGACUGA